This is a messenger RNA of Carya illinoinensis, 1786 nucleotides long. Its product is annotated as probable magnesium transporter NIPA6. The transcript is spliced from 9 exons. Gene Ontology annotation, cellular component: membrane. Gene Ontology annotation, biological process: magnesium ion transport. Gene Ontology annotation, molecular function: magnesium ion transmembrane transporter activity. Lineage: Eukaryota; Viridiplantae; Streptophyta; Magnoliopsida; Fagales; Juglandaceae. Bases 253 to 1290 code for a protein of 345 amino acids. The record is from RefSeq and is a predicted model, not a curated record.
UUCUAUUUUCCCGGGACCCAAACAGCGCAAAAUUGAAAGGAAAAAAAAAAAAAAAAGAACAGGGAAAAGAGAAGGGCCGUCAAGCUUUUCGAAGAUUCAAUGUUGUUGCAAGCAUAACUGGUCCGGUUGUGCAGUCUUAGGGUUUCUGAAUCCUCUGGUUCGGUCGCAGUGAUUGUUAUGCACCGGUCUUCUCAUCAAUACUAUUGUUCAUGCGAAUAAUUCUCGUAUUUGUAUAUAGAUAGGUUGAUUUAGAUGUACUCGAGUACUUUGAAAGGGUUCGUUCUGGCGGUGGUUUCGAGCGCCUUCAUAGGAGCGAGCUUCAUCAUCAAGAAGAAGGGUCUCCGCCGGGCCGGGGUCAACGGCCCUCGCGCUAGUGUUGGAGGAUAUGGCUAUCUUUUGGAGCCUUUAUGGUGGAUCGGGAUGAUAACAAUGAUUGUUGGGGAGAUAGCAAAUUUUGUAGCGUACAUAUUUGCACCUGCUGUGAUGGUGACGCCCCUUGGUGCAUUGAGUAUUAUAGUUAGCGCUGUUUUAGCACAUUUCUUGUUGAAGGAGAAACUCCAGAAAAUGGGUAUGUUGGGGUGUCUUCUAUGUAUAGUGGGGUCCACAGUGAUUGUACUCCAUGCACCUGAAGAGCAAUCUAUUAAUUCUGUGGAAGAAAUCUGGGCAUUAGCAACCCAACCAGCAUUUCUUUUGUAUACGGCAUCUGCUGUAGCUAUAGCAUUGGUACUGAUCCUGCAUAGUGCACCUCGUUAUGGCCAAACCAAUAUAAUGAUUUAUAUAGGAAUAUGCUCCAUAAUCGGAUCGUUGACAGUAAUGAGUAUAAAAGCCAUUGGCAUUGCAAUCAAACUCACAUUAGAGGGGACAAACCAGCUUGAAUACUUUCAGACAUGGAUUUUUGGGACGGUUGCAGUUACCUGUAUCGUCACCCAAUUAAAUUAUCUAAACAUGGCAUUAGAUACUUUCAACACUGCAGUUGUUUCUCCAAUCUAUUAUGCCUUGUUCACAUCUUUUACAAUACUUGCCAGUGCAAUAAUGUUUAAGGACUAUUCUGGUCAAAGUGCAAGUAGCAUAGCAUCAGAGCUUUGUGGGUUCAUAACUGUGUUAUCUGGGACAGUUAUAUUGCAUAGUACAAGAGAGCCAGAUCCACCAAUCAUUACAGAUUUGUAUACACCAUUAUCUCCAAGAGUAUCAUGGUACAUUGGAGGCAACGGGGAACUCUGGAAGCAGAAGGAUGACGAUGGAUCACCCCCCAGUUUUAUCACAAUUUUGCGGCCAGACUAUUUCAAGUAAUAUAACAUUCAAGGCAGGGCUUGGACUUUGAGUCUUUUGAUACAUCUCAUCUUCUGAUUCGGUAUGAAUUAUCAUCCUUGUUCCAGUGCAAUUCUCAAGCAAUAUUAACAGAAUGUCCUUUGGACACCAAUUUUGAAUCUGGCAUUAGUUCCCAGCCGUCUAGGUCGAGAUUCAUAUAUGCUUGUGCAGACCCAUUUUUUUCUUUUAAGUGUAGUCAUUUUUUGGCAGAAAUUUUUGAAAUCAUUUUACCUGUUUUGGCAUGUCAAAACGAAGUCUUUUGAGUGCCAUCUUGUGAAGUAGUUAUGUAUCAGUACCCCAGCUUACUCGGUGAUUUCUCCUUCUUACCUCUUGUGGCUUUUAGCAAGCUACAUUAAAUUUCUUUGUCUGUUUCUUGGCGUGCAGACUUUAGGAAUGAAUCAGUCCUUUGUAAGCCAAAUGUAAUCAUAAUUAUUUAAAUUGCAUUGAAAACAAUAACAAUUGCUUGAUUUAUUCCCCA